AUGUGGCAUGUGAAGCUAAUCAGGUCGAAAAGAGUCGAACAAACAGAACAAGUCUGCGCUAUCAGAAUGCAAGAGUUCUAUCUGGCUUUACAGGAAAUUGGAGGUGAUGUGCUGCUCUGGAAUGUCCCCGGACUUCAAGAUCCUGGGUUCUCUUGGGCUCCGCGUUCGUUUAUGAACUUGGGAUAUAAGCAAGCAUAUAGCCGGCCCGCAACGAUUACUAAGGGCGGGCUCUUUAUACAUCUAGAAGGGGUAUCCUUAGGAAGCCUCAGCCUAGCUGACUUGUUUGCUAAACCAGUCGUCCAUGUGGAUACAGAUCUUAGACAAAUAUUUCUCGGGCCUGAUAAGACAUUCUAUAGGCAUCCUCCGGACUUUGAGCCUACGAAAUCUCGUGAGUUUGAGCUCGUUAUCGCUAACUAUCUCACUCGAAAAGCUUUUGUUGAGGAUAUUGUUAAAAGGAGAGGUCCUCCCAAGCUCAUAGGCUAUAUCGUAUAUGCAGAACUUAUUGAUAGAGUAAUCGAUGAGGAUUACGUGUGUAUCAAAGGUGUUAUGAAUGGAGGAGAGAAGUUCCAACAAUAA
Daldinia decipiens is the source of this 576-nucleotide messenger RNA. RefSeq lists its product as uncharacterized. Bases 1 to 576 code for a protein of 191 amino acids. Lineage: Eukaryota; Fungi; Ascomycota; Sordariomycetes; Xylariales; Hypoxylaceae. The record is from RefSeq and is a predicted model, not a curated record. The transcript has a single exon.